This is a messenger RNA of Calidris pugnax (ruff), 3168 nucleotides long. RefSeq names its product peroxisomal biogenesis factor 6 (gene PEX6). Gene Ontology annotation, biological process: protein import into peroxisome matrix. NCBI's taxonomy places the organism in Eukaryota, Metazoa, Chordata, Aves, Charadriiformes, Scolopacidae. Gene Ontology annotation, cellular component: cytosol; peroxisomal membrane. The transcript is spliced from 19 exons. Gene Ontology annotation, molecular function: ATP binding; ATP hydrolysis activity. Bases 1 to 2610 code for a protein of 869 amino acids. The record is from RefSeq and is a predicted model, not a curated record.
AUGGCCUGGUUCUUCGAGAGUGAGCAUGAGCACGUCGCCGCCGUCACAACUGCUACCCAGGGAAACAUCACCACCACAACUCUCCCGGUGCAGCGAGGCCUCCGAGGCCAGCGGGGCCGAGGGGGGGCGCUGCUGAGCGGAAAAAGCUGCCGCUCUAUGGUUCCCGGGGCCGCUCUGCACCGCCGCUCUAUGGCCUUGGAGGACCGUGAGGAACCGGCGGGGUUCCGCCGCGGCGGUUCUAUGGCGGUGGCGGUGCUGCGGCCUCUGGAGGCCCCGCCGGCCGAGCUGGCCCCGGUCACCGCGUUGCUGUUGGUGUGGGUGAGCCGGCGGGGUUUGCUGGCCCUGGGGCUGUUCCAAGGGGAGUGGGUGCGGGUGGGGGCCGAAGGGACGGCCCGUCAGCAUUUGGCGGCCCUUCUGGCUCGCCCCCCGGCCUGGGAGUACCCGAGGGCCCCCCGCCGCGGGCCCCCCGACAGCGCCGCCCUGCUGGCCCCCGCACUGGCCUUCAACUUGGGCUGCGACCCCGCCGCCCCCGCCGCCAACCUCCGCCUGCAGAGGUACGAAGGGUCCGGCGCCGCCGAUGGGAAGGGCAGCCGGUCGGUGCUGUCCGUGCCCCCUUUUGCCAAGGAGCUGCACCUGGAGAUGGUCUGCUCGCCCGCCUACAGCGCCCAGGGGGGCUACGACCGCCUCCUCUACAAGCACUUCAAAACGCCCCGGCUUGUCCAGGAGGGAGACAUCCUAUGUGUUCCGACGUUUGGAUACGCCGAGUUUUUAGAAGCAAAUGCAGACAAAUUUCCAAGGUGGCCAGAGCUUUACUUCAAAGCGAGGAAGAUUUUAGGCAUGGUGGAAAGCGAGAAGUCUGAGGGUUACCUGGUGGACACCCAGAACACCUCUGUCUAUCUGGUGGGUUCGACAAACAGCGCGGUCCCGUCUAGCCCAGCCUAUAACAGCCAUGAGUUCUGGAGCAGUUUGUCUCCUGCUGGCCUUUCUGAUGUUGUGAAGCAGCUCUGUGAUGCUCUUCAGCCUCACCUGAACAGUCGGGCAAGUGCACUGAGCGGGGCUGGCAGCGUUCUCCUCUCGGGGCCAAGUGGCAGUGGGAAGGUGAUGGCUGUCAGAGCUGCCUGUAGCUGCCUCAACCUCCACCUCUUCAAGGUCGAUUGCGUUAGUUUGUGCGGUGACACCAGCGGAGCCACACAGGAGAAAGUACAGGUGGCCUUCACCCAGGCCCAGCAAUAUCGUCCGUGUGUGCUCCUGCUGAAAGACAUCGAGGUGCUUGGCAGAGACCGGGACAGGCAAGGAGAGGACGCCAGGGUCAUCGCUACUCUGAGGCAGCUGCUCCUGGACAGAGACCCAUCGCUGAGCCACCCCGUCCUGGUGAUCGGCACAACCUGCAAACCCCAGGAUGUUCCUACAGACGUGCAGACUGCUUUCCUCCACGAGGUGAAAAUCGAAGCCCUUUCAGAAGAGCAGAGGAGGUCGAUGCUGAGCAUGCUGACUGCCAGUCUGCCUCUGGGCAAAGAAGUGAGCCUGUCCAAGCUGGCCCGCAGGACUGCAGGUUUUGUGCUGGGAGAUUUCUGUGCCCUGUUGUCCCACAGCAGCCGGGCUGCUUGUACCCGCAUCCAGGCCUUGAGUUUUCCUGGCGGACUGAGCGAGGAAGCGGAGAGAGAUUUUUGCACUGCCGGGUUCCCGGUGCUGGAGGAGGAUUUUGGCCUCGCGCUGGACCAGCUGCACGACGCACAUUCGCAGGCGGUGGGAGCCCCAAAGAUCCCCUCCGUGUCCUGGCAGGAUGUUGGUGGGCUCCAGGAGGUGAAGAAGGAGAUCUUGGACACUAUCCAGUUGCCCCUGGAGCACCCGGAGCUGCUCUCACUGGGUCUUUGCCGCUCUGGUCUGCUGCUGUAUGGGCCUCCAGGGACAGGGAAGACUUUGCUGGCAAAAGCAGUGGCAACCACGUGUGCCAUGACAUUCCUUAGUGUGAAAGGGCCAGAGCUGAUCAACAUGUACGUGGGGCAAAGCGAGGAGAACGUGCGUGACGUAUUCGCCAGAGCCAGGGCAGCUGCUCCCUGCAUUAUCUUCUUUGAUGAACUGGAUUCCCUGGCCCCGAGUCGUGGGCGGAGUGGAGAUUCGGGGGGUGUCAUGGACAGAGUCGUCUCGCAGCUCCUGGCUGAGCUUGAUGGCCUUCAUUCCACCAGAGAAGUUUUUGUCAUUGGAGCUACGAACAGGCCUGACCUCCUGGACCCAGCUCUGCUCCGGCCGGGCAGGUUUGACAAGCUGGUCUACGUGGGCAUAAAUGAAGACCGGGAGUCGCAGCUGCAGGUGCUGAGCGCCGUCACCAGGCGGUUUAAACUAGAUCCAUCCGUGAACCUCACCACCAUCCUAGAAAAAUGCCCGGCUCAGCUGACGGGAGCAGACAUCUACGCCCUGUGCUCGGACGCCAUGAUGUGCGCUGUCAAACGCAAGGUGGAAUGGAUGGAGGAAGGGCUGGACGCCGAGAGCUCUGCUCUGAUCCUGACCAUGGAGGACUUCCUGCAGGCUGCUGCGAGGUUGCAGCCCUCCGUCUCUGAGCAGGAGCUGCUCAGGUACAGACUCAUCCAGCAGAAGUUUGCUGCCUGCUGAUGUUGUCCUGGUUUGAUGCUCAGUGGAGCCGGGACUGGAGGAGUGAUGGGGACGGCGUGUUCAGGGGGGUGCGAGAGAACAGGCACCCACCUUCUCUCCUCUGGGUAUCUCCUGACGCCCCCCUCUAUCCCCCUUCUUUUGAGCUUGGGUGGAAAACCGGCCAUCCAAGUUUUUUGAGCCCAGUGGAGGGGCUGCUCUGCUCAGCCAAGCUGGUGGUGGCUUCUGUAGUGGAGCCUUCACGUCUCGGGGAGCACUUUGUGGCUGCUGGGAGCACCCCGGGGUGACUUCCCUGCGCCGAGUCUCGUUGGUUGUGGGCGAUGUGGCAGUGUCUCCACAGGUGACAGAGCACUGGUGGGGCAGCAAGGCCCCAAAUGCACCCAGUGUGGCAGCAAGAAGGGAUGGGGUGGGGGGGGCUGGAGGCAGUUGCUUGUUUGGGGUGUCAGCCCCCGGUGAGGGGGGGCUGGCUGGAGGGCAGCAGGACAUGAGGUGCUGCUGCUGCAGGUGGCCUGGGCUCAACGUGGAAUUAAAAUAUGGGUUUUUGGCACUAGGUGUUCACUG